AUUCGAAGCUCAUUUUGUUUGAAACGAAUGCAUAUUAUGGACAUCAUUGAAUUUUUUUGUUUUUGUUAAACGAAAUUCGAUUAAGUUUUAAAUUAAUUUGAAAACAUACACAACGAUAUUAAAAUGUCAGGCCAUUAUCCGGGCUUCUCUAGCCCAAAUCAUCAGGGUAACUAUCCAAAUCAAAUGCCAAAUCAAAUGGUUAAUCCGCAAAUGCGAAAUAUGCCCGGUGUGAUGGGUCCAAUGAUGCAAUCGAUGCCAAAUCAAAUGGUGAACCCAAUGAUGGGACAACAACCAAUGAAUUACAAUCAACAAGCCAUGCCAAAUCCAGGUAUGGGUGGUCACGUAAACAUGCAACAAGGAUCAGGUCACGUUCCACCGAUGCAUUUGCAACAGCCACAGAAUACACCACCACAAAAUCAGUUUCAACAACAUCAUUUACAACAACAAAUGCAAAUGAUGAAUCAACAACCACAUCAUCCAAACCAGCAACCGAUGAUGACAGAUGAUCGUCCAACGCCCGACCAACAACAAUUUCAUAUGCCACCUCAGCAGCAUUUGCAAUCGAUGCCGCAAAUGAACCAAAAUCAACAACAAAUGCUACCAAAAAUGCCACCUCAAACGCCGCCACAACAGCAGCCACAAUCAGGUGUUCCGGGACCUCAAUUGAAUCCAACUCAACAAAAUAAUCCGAUCAAUGCAAACAAUCAAAUGGGUCCAGUUGGUCAAGUAAAUCAACAACAAAAUCAGCCGCCACCACCACAGCAGCAGCAACAACAACAACAACAUCCUCAGCAUCAGCAGCAGCAACAACAACAACAACAACAGCAACAACAUCAAAAUUUAAAUGUAGUCUACUUGUGUCGAUAUGGGCAAGAAACCGUGCAAGAUAUCGUAAGUCGAUUCCAAGAGGUCUUUAGUACGUUAAAAAGUGUUCAACCACCCAUCGGAACGAAUGCACCAACCACUACCGACAAAAAGGUCACCGAGCAAUUCCGAACGAUUCGUUUAUUAUUUCGGCGUUUACGUUUAAUUUUCGAUAAAUGCAACGACACUUGCCAAUUGGGUGAGCGAAUAGAAGGUAUUGAACACACAAACAUCGAAAGUUUGUUGCCAUUUAAGGACGAAGCAGACACAAAACCAGACCCAAUUCAUUCGGAAGAAUACAAAAAGUUAUUGGCAGAAAAUCGUGACCUUACCGAAACGGUUACGUUGAAAAAUAAGCAACUUCGUGAAAUAAUUGAUCGAAUUCGCAUCAUUAUUUGGGAAAUUAAUACGAUGUUAAGCAUGAGACGAUCAUAAUUGAAAUACUUGAAAUGAUAUAUACCUAAUAAAUUGAUUGUGAAAUGAA
Molecule: messenger RNA, 1348 nt
Organism: Contarinia nasturtii (swede midge)
Lineage: Eukaryota; Metazoa; Arthropoda; Insecta; Diptera; Cecidomyiidae
Product: mediator of RNA polymerase II transcription subunit 30-like
Exons: 8
Coding region: 124-1299 (391 amino acids)
Biological process (GO): positive regulation of DNA-templated transcription
Cellular component (GO): mediator complex
Molecular function (GO): transcription coregulator activity
Source: RefSeq, a predicted model, not a curated record